This is a messenger RNA of Mustela erminea (ermine), 3528 nucleotides long. RefSeq names its product phosphorylase kinase catalytic subunit gamma 1 (gene PHKG1). The record is from RefSeq and is a predicted model, not a curated record. Gene Ontology annotation, molecular function: calmodulin binding; ATP binding; phosphorylase kinase activity. Gene Ontology annotation, biological process: glycogen biosynthetic process; protein phosphorylation. Bases 844 to 2007 code for a protein of 387 amino acids. NCBI's taxonomy places the organism in Eukaryota, Metazoa, Chordata, Mammalia, Carnivora, Mustelidae. Gene Ontology annotation, cellular component: phosphorylase kinase complex. The transcript has 10 exons.
GAAAUCUUAAAAAAAAAAGAAAAAAAGAGUAGCUUAAAACGAGAGAGCAAUAAGUAAGUGUCUACUGUGUGCCAACACCUUCCAUACAUUAUUUCCAAUUCUGUCAACCUCUUAAUCAUACUGAUGAGGACCCUCACCGGAAGAGCCCAAGGGCGCACACUGUCAGAGCCCAUAUGCUUUUCCUGGCUGAAAACCAAAUGGGUUAAGGAUGAAAUCAUGGAGGUAGGUCAGAGAUCGAUUCCUAAAGGGGAUGUUCCCUAACCUUUAAGGUCUGCAUUUUGCAAGUCAGCCACACUAACCGUUCCUCCGUGGGCCCCAAUGUCUGGGUCCCCAUGGCAGCCAGGGCUGCUCUAUGGGUCUGCCAGUGCUUGGGUUUCUCCAGGGCCCUGCUCUCAACAUACACAGAAAUGGUUCCCAGAGAAGUGACUGCAUUCCCACCAAGGCUGGCUUUGUCUACUCAGGGUCCGGAGGCGGAGGGAGCUCCCAAGGGGAGACAGGUCACCUCUGCCUUCCUGACUGGUCCCAGGCCGCCCGAGCUUCCCUCACCCUCCAGCAGAGGUCACCUCCUGGGGAGACUCCGGGCCUUGGCCUGCAUCCCAGGUUUGCAGUUGUGAUUUAUUUCUGGUACGUCAGCCUUCCGUCACCAAGUGGCAAAGCCCGAAAGCCGAAGGAGGAGCAGCAAGAUAUCUUACUGUGGCCACGAGCGUCUGCGGGGGAGCCGAUUCAGCGCUCAACUGUCCCCACUCCCCAAGGGGCUCUGAGAACUUCAGGAUUCCUGUCACAUUCACUCCGGGGCCUGCGAGGACCUAACAAGCCCCUGAGAAUCACCCCAAGUUGCUGAGCAUGACCCGGGACGAGGCACUGCCAGACUCGUACUCAGCACAGGGCUUCUAUGAGAACUAUGAGCCCAAGGAGAUCCUGGGCAGAGGAGUGAGCAGCGUUGUCAGGCGCUGUAUCCACAAGCCCACGUGCCAGGAGUACGCUGUGAAGAUCAUUGACAUCACUGGCGGAGGCAGCUUCAGCCCUAAGGAGGUGCAGGAGCUGCGGGAGGCCACACUGAAGGAGGUGGACAUCCUGCACAAGGUCUCAGGGCUCCCCAAUAUCGUACAGCUGAAGGACACUUAUGAGACCAACACUUUCUUCUUCUUGGUGUUUGAUCUGAUGAAGAGAGGGGAGCUCUUCGAUUACCUCACGGAGAAGGUCACUCUGAGUGAGAAGGAAACUAGGAAGAUCAUGAGAGCCCUGCUGGAGGUUAUCCGCAACUUGCACAAACUCAACAUUGUGCAUCGGGAUCUGAAGCCUGAGAACAUCCUUCUGGAUGAUGACAUGAACAUCAAGCUCACCGACUUUGGUUUUUCCUGCCAGCUGGAGCCAGGAGAGAAGCUGCGAGAGGUCUGUGGGACCCCCAGUUACCUGGCCCCUGAGAUCAUCGAAUGCUCCAUGAACGAUGACCACCCAGGCUACGGGAAGGAGGUGGACAUGUGGAGCACCGGGGUCAUCAUGUACACCCUGCUGGCCGGCUCCCCGCCCUUCUGGCACCGGAAACAGAUGCUGAUGCUGAGGAUGAUCAUGAGUGGCAACUACCAGUUCGGCUCGCCUGAAUGGGAUGAUUAUUCAGACACUGUGAAGGACUUGGUUUCCCGCUUCUUGGUGGUGAACCCCCAGGGCCGCUGUUCAGCAGAAGAGGCCUUAGCGCAUCCCUUCUUCCAGCAGUAUGUGGUAGAAGAAGUGCGCCACUUCAGCCCCCGGGGCAAGUUCAAGGUGAUCGCUCUGACAGUACUGGCUUCAGUGCGGAUCUAUUACCAGUACCGCCGGGUGAAGCCUGUGACCCGGGAGAUCGUCAUCCGUGACCCCUAUGCCCUCCGGCCUCUGCGCCGACUCAUCGACGCCUACGCUUUCCGAAUGUAUGGCCACUGGGUGAAGAAGGGACAGCAGCAGAACCGGGCUGCCCUCUUCGAGAACACACCCAAGGCUGUGCUCCUUUCCCUGGCUGAGGAAGACUACUGAGGGGCUGGCAGGCGGGGUAGGUAGGGUGGGCGACAGGCAAGGGGGGAAGCCCAGAAACGUAAGUUGAGGAGUAAGACCAUGCCCAGGCCUCUAUCCACAGGGGGCACUUGGCCCUGGCCAGGACCCCUGGCACUAGGGCCACCAUCCCCUCUCAGAGGCUCUGCACAGGAAGAGCAGGGUGCUCCCAUCACACGUUGUAAGUGUGGUCAGGGCCAGGUCCGGGGAGGGGCAACUGGUAUUUGGGUUUGAGAGCCUUCCUGCUUCUCUCCUUCCCAGCUGUACCACCAUCUCAGGUCCUUCCCCGAGACCCAGAGUUCCUGACACUCACAGGUACUUCCCUUAGGGUUCCAGGAGGAGGGUAAAAGAGAGGACAGUCUGAGAUACACAAUUGUGGAAAUUUUACUGACCCCGCAACACCGACACCAUGGGAGCAGGUUCCUUUCCAGGGACAUGUGUUUAGAGGCAUAUGGAAGCCCUCAUAUAAUUAAUAAUAGAAAAGGAAGGUUCUGGUAUUUGUUUCUCUGGAGUGUUACUUACUUUGUGACUCCCACAAUGUAGUUUUGUCUAGUCCAUAAUUCAGUUCUCCUAGACCUUUUUAAGACUCACACUGUGCUUUAAAGAGCCCAGCUACCGCCUUCUACAGACCAACAGCGGAAAUCAGGUUCUCUCAAAGGCACAUGAAACACCACAAAUGAGGCUAAUGAAGGACGAUUUUCCUUCUACAGCAGUUCGCUGGGAAACAAAGAAAAAUGGGGAAAUUCUGUCUUCGGAAAACAAUGUGGGAUCCCUGCAUCAGGCACUGAGAAAGGGAGAGGGAACAAAUUUAAAAAUUUCUAACGACGGGCCUUUCAGAGCAUUCUGCCCCAGAUGUUUAAGGACUGGCCCUAUAUGGUUAAUAUCUGACCUCUAUGAGAAACGGCCAGCUCCCGGGCCACUAUCCCUGAGUCAGGCCCCUUCUUCAAGAGAUAGCGGUACCCCUCCUCUGAGGUCAGAGUCCUCUCCUGGCCUGAUGAGAGAUGUCUGCCACAGAGGGAUGGGGUAAGGGGAGGGAACUCCUUCUUGAGGCUAAAGCUGAAGAGCCUGGAGUUUGGCUGUGUGGAGUGUGGCUGUGUGGGAGUGACACGGGUACCACCGGGCUUUUCUCGGCUCUGCGUGGCUGUUCACAACUCCCCAGGCAGUCGGCCUGCACUGGAAGCACAGCGGAAGCCUAGGUUGUCUGAGGCUGAAUCUGGAGUGUUGCCCAUCCUGCCACCAGAGAAGAGGAAAGAGAAUGGACAUUCGUUGAGAAAGGGGCCUGGAGCCUUACCCAACUUUCCUGCUCCACCUCCUAGGGCUGUGGUCCAGGGUGCCUAAGGACUGAGGGCAGGGACUAGAAAGAAGGCUGGUUUGAGCGCACUCCUGGGGAAAAGGGUAAGAAGGGACCUGGGAAAGGGUGGAGGAAGUGGGAGUGCGUAGCCUUGAGCGUCUGCUCUGGAAGGCAAGAAAGGCAAUGACUAGUAGCUUCGGCUGCUCACAGUUCAG